AUGGCUCUAGUGGACUACUCUGACUCCGAGAGUUCAGAUGCUGAAACCAAUAACACCCCUGAUCUCUCUGUCAAUCAAUCUAAACAGUUGAACUCAGCCGAUUUUCAAGUUGACCGCAGUAACCCACGCAAGAUCCGUGUUGCUCUUCCAGAAACAAGACCCGAGCAUGAUGCCGAUGCCGAUAAUGGACCUGCGCGUAAGAAGCUUCGUCUGGGAGGCGGCGCAAGUGGUACUUUUUCGGGGUUUAAUUCGAUUUUACCCGCUCCAAAAAAGGCUCCAACAACCAGCAAAUCUGCCAACCUGAAGACUGGAUCCCAGCCUAGUUUUGAUCGCUCGGAGCUUAAAAAGAACCCAGCGACCAAAAUUUCAACGCCCACCAACCCUGUUAAUGAUAAAGCGAAGCCUACGCCAGACAGCGCCAAUUCAGACACCAGUGGAUGGAAGAUGACUCCACUCGGGCUGGUGAAGGUGAUGAGCAAUUCUAAGUUUCGACCACUCUCGGCUGUCCAUCCAAAGAAGAAAACAGUCACAACCUCUGCAUUUCAAUCGACAACUUCCAUCGUGUCUACGUCUGCAACUGCCCUUCCCGCACCUCAGCAGCCUCCCGCACAGGCAUCCGACUCGAACGAAAUAUCAGCUCCAGCCCCGCCAAAACCAAAAGUUAGUCUCUUCUCCAUGUCAUCUGAGGACUCGAGCUUCCAGCCAGAGAACAGUUCAUCAGUAACUGGAAGCUAUGAGCCCUUGGUAUACCAUACGGAAACGGAGAACCCAUCUUUGGGCCCAGAUCCUGCACCGGAUAUGAUGGAACCCUCCUCGGAAAUUCCCGCCAGUGCCCCAGUUCAAUCGCUAGACACAAUUGCAGAUGACCUUAAUCUAUCUCGCGCAGAUAGACGACAGCUUUUCGGACGCAGCGGACAAUCUGCUGGGGCGAAAGUCCUUACUUUCAACACAGAUCAAGAAUACAUUUCAAACCAGAAUAUUGCCCAGAGCGAACUGGCAGCUGCUCAGCAUAACCCUGUUCGUUCCAUUGCUCCUGGAAAACACACUCUUCAGCAAUUGGUCCAUGCAGCCAGCUCGCAAAAGGAAGCUUUGGAGGAGAGCUUUGCCGCUGGCAGAAGAAACAAGAAGGAGGCAGGCUCCAGAUAUGGGUGGUAG
Molecule: messenger RNA, 1155 nt
Organism: Penicillium taxi
Lineage: Eukaryota; Fungi; Ascomycota; Eurotiomycetes; Eurotiales; Aspergillaceae
Product: PRCC domain-containing protein
Exons: 1
Coding region: 1-1155 (384 amino acids)
Cellular component (GO): nucleus
Source: RefSeq, a predicted model, not a curated record